Heterostelium album PN500 is the source of this 1725-nucleotide messenger RNA. It is a transcript of the gene mppA, whose product is annotated as M16 family metallopeptidase. The record is from RefSeq and is a predicted model, not a curated record. Gene Ontology annotation, molecular function: metal ion binding. The transcript has 4 exons. Gene Ontology annotation, cellular component: mitochondrion. NCBI's taxonomy places the organism in Eukaryota, Evosea, Eumycetozoa, Acytosteliales, Acytosteliaceae. Bases 1 to 1725 code for a protein of 574 amino acids.
AUGAAAUAUUCUGACAAAUCUCGUUUUAGAUAUAGAUCGCUACAGAAUGUAGCAUCUCCUUUAUUUAAUAGAUUUCAUUAUAAUAGUAGCAAGUCAUUUUUUCAAUCACCCAAAGAUGAUUUGAAAGUUCAAAAUGAUCUUCAUGUUGUUUCCAGUGGUAACAAUAAUAGCAGUGUUAAUAUCACCUCUGCCGCUGCUCAUCAACAAAUCAAACAACAACCAAGUCCAUUUACAUCAUUGAACACACCACAUCCAAAGCUUAAUCAAUUCCUACAGAAAUCAAUUCCAACACCAAACAUUACUACAUCAACAUCAUCAACAACAUCACAACAACAACAACAACAUACACCAUUUAAUACAGCAGCAAACUUUAAUCGUGCAGAUAUCUCUACACUACCAAACGGUAUUAAAGUGAUAUCACAACAAACCAAUCAGAAUGCAUGUGCCAUUGGAUUGUAUGUUCGUGGUGGUUCUGCUUUCGAGACCGAAAAGAAUAGAGGUGUAUUCAAAUUAUUAGAGAAAAUGACUUUUAAAGGAACAAAAAAUGAAUCAACUGCAGAUAUUGUAAAGAAAUAUGAAACUAUAUCAUUAAAUGCACAAUCAGCAACAUCCAAUGAUUCUAUUCAAUUUUCAGUUGAAGUAUUAAGAAAAGAUGUAGAGUACAUUUUGAAAUCAUUUGCAGAUCAGAUUACAUGUCCGAAUUUCGAUGGUGAAGAGUUUGAAGAAGUAAAGAUGGAUGCGAUCAGAACGUUUUCACACUUUUUAAACUAUCCAGAAGAUCUAUUACCACUGUUGAUGCAAAAUGUUGCAUUUGGAAACACUGGAUUCGGUCAGAGUCCUCACGCCCAGCCACAAGAAUAUGAAGCACUCACUGUUGAACACCUGCGCGAGACACUGAAGAACCACUACAUCGGUAAGAACAUUGUGAUCUCUGCAACCGGUAUAGAUCAUCGCCAGUUGGUAAACUAUGUCGAGCGAUACUACGGUGACAUCCCAUACAGUGCUCCAUCGCCAGGCGUUGCCGCCGCUGCAUCGUCGCUGGUCAACACCGAUCGUGUUCCUUACUAUGGUGGAUCACAUUUGAUCUCCGACGUGGAGGAUGCCGAACAGGCAUACUACUACCUUGCAUUCCCAUGUAGAGGAUUCAAGAGUGUCGGCGAAAGCAAAGACGUCUACGCCGGUUUCGUAUUGCAGACACUGCUGGGAGGUGGCAGAGAUUUCUCAGUCGGUGGACCAGGCAAAGGUAUGCAAUCUCGUUUGAAUCUACAUGUUGUAUACGCUUUGCAACACGUCCGUGAGUGUUCAGCGUUUUUGAAUCUCGAAGCUGGCAUCGGUCUUUUCGGAAUUCGUUUGGCAACCAGCACCGGUUUCCUUAAGAAUGGUAUUUCACUGAUGUUGAAUCAGUUACUGUCGCUACGUCGUUUGAUCACCGAUGAAGAGAUUGAAAGAGCCAAGCGACAACAAAAGAGUUUGAUUUUAAUGAAUUUGGAGCUGCGUGGUGUCUUGUGUGAUGACAUGGCCAAACAGCUACUCACCACCGGAGUAUGGAGAACACCCGACGAGAUCUGCAGGGGAAUCGAUUCAGUCACCAAAGAAGAUAUCUUGAGAUUCUUGGAUCAAUUACUUUUGACAGAACCAACCAUCGUUGCCAUCUAUGAUGGUUCUCAAGAUACCGCAUUAUCAGGUACUGAUUUAAAGAAAAUUAUUAAAUCUGGUCAAUAUUGA